CGGGCGGGCGGGUGUGCGGCGCCUGCGGGUGCGCGGAGAUCGAGGUGGACGCGGCGCGGGGGGACGCGGGUGUGCACGGGGCUGCGGGUCGGUGCUGAGGACAACAUCAUCGUGUCCGAGGUGCAGUUCGUGGAGAACAGCGGCGGCGGCCUCCUCCGUGGGGCAGUUCGUGUCACUGGACGGUGCAGGCAAAACACCGACUUUGGGAGGAGGAUUCCACGCCAACCUGGGAAAGGAGUCACGCGCACAAACUCUGCAGAACGGGAAGCGUCAGAUUCACCACCUGGGAAACCAGCUUCAACUCAAUCAGCACUGUCUGGAUACCGCCUUUAAUUUUUUCAAGAUGGCUGUGAGCAAACACCUAACCCGGGGGAGGAAGAUGACCCACGUAAUUGCUGCGUGUCUCUACCUGGUGUGUAGGACAGAAGGAACUCCUCACAUGUUACUUGACCUCAGUGACCUUCUUCAGGUGAAUGUCUAUGUGCUGGGAAAAACUUUCCUUCUGUUGGCCAGAGAACUCUGCAUAAAUGCUCCAGCCAUAGAUCCGUGUUUAUAUAUUCCCCGUUUUGCACACAUGCUGGAGUUUGGGGAUAAGAACCACGAGGUGUCCAUGACGGCUCUCAGGCUGCUGCAGAGGAUGAAGCGGGACUGGAUGCACACCGGGCGCCGGCCCUCCGGGCUCUGCGGGGCAGCUCUGCUGGUGGCAGCAAGAAUGCAUGAUUUCCGACGGACUGUUAAAGAGGUUAUCAGGGUGGUCAAGGUUUGUGAAUCUACAUUAAGGAAAAGGUUGACAGAGUUUGAAGAUACACCAACAAGUCAACUAACCAUAGAUGAGUUUAUGAAGAUUGACUUGGAAGAAGAAUGUGAUCCUCCUUCAUUUACAGCUGGUCAAAAAAAAUUGAAGAUACAGCAGCUUGAGAAGGCAUUAUCAAAAAAGCUGGAGGAUUUUGAAGGAGAAAUAUCGAGCUACCAAGAUGAAAUAGAGAUUGAAUUAGAAAACAGUAGACCGAAAGCAAAAGGUGUAUUUGCAAAUUUCACUAAAGAUGAUUCUAUAGAAGAUAAUGCCUCUAGCAUACUUGGAGAGGAGGAGGCAGAAGAUGAGGAACUGGAAGCAGCUGCUAAUCACUUAAACAAGGACUUUUAUAAUGAACUUCAUGAGAAGGAUAGAGUUAAAAAAAAUGAAGAAGGGGAAUGCAGAAAUGGAAAUGAAACUCUUGUAAGACCACCUGCACUGGAAUCCUUGCUCGGCCCACUCCCCACUGCCGCUAGUCUUGGCAUAACAGAGUCCAUAAAAGAGUGCAUAUCCACUAAGGACCAAGAGCCUGGUGAGAAUACAGGAGAUGGCGAAUUAGAUCUGAGUGGAAUCGACGACAGUGAAAUAGAUCGGUAUAUACUUAACGAAGCAGAAGCUCAGAUAAAAGCAGAGCUGUGGAUGAAAGAAAAUGCAGAUUAUUUGAAGGAACAAAAAGAAAAGGAAGCAAGAAUAGCAAAAGAGAAAGAACUUGGGAUUUAUAAGGAACACAAGCCAAAGAAAUCUGCAAAGAAGCGGGAGCCAAUUCAAGCCAGCACAGCAGGAGAGGCAAUUGAAAAGAUGUUAGAACAGAAGAAAAUCUCAAGUAAAAUUAAUUAUAAUGUGCUAAGGGACCUGAACAGCAAAGGAAGUAACACAACAAAGAAAGAGGAUGACAACACUGAUGACAGCCCCAACACCAAGAAGCUGUCAAGAAGAAAAUCUAUUGCCAAUAGGAAUAUAGCCAACCCUGUAAACAGUGUGGGAAAAAGAUUAAGACCUUUGAUUUCAACUCAGCUUGCUAAAAAGCCUGCCACUGAAGAGGUGACAUUUCCAAAUGCACAGGCAGAAGCCCCUGCUGUAGAAAAACCAGCAGCUGUGCUCGUGGAGAGUGGCCCAGUAGCUUACAACCCUGAUGAAGAGGUGGAGGAGGAAGAGGUAGAAGAAGAUGAUGACCACUGCAUGAGCGCCUUGCAGUUAAUGGGAGGAAAUGAUUAUGGCUGUGAUAUGGAUGAGGAUGAUGGCUAUUAGCUCCAUUUACUUCUAAAGGACAUGGACCAUGUCUUGUUCUCAGCAAAUCUUCGGUUCUUCAAGCUGUGUGAAUAGUGAAAGAAGCUGUCUGUGGUCAGCAAAUGUAAUCGAACAAUCCUUACUUUUGUAAACGCGAAUUUGAGGUUGGCAUUGACUGGUCAGUUUACAUUGACCCAUAACCCAGCAAUAACCAGUUUGGGUUUGUACUUGAAUUUAUUUUUAUUUUGGUGGAUCACAGUUGGAGGAUGAAAAUUAAUGAGAGUAAUGUUUCCAGAGAACAAAAGGAAAAAGACUAAACAGACUGUGUGUAAAGCCUGUGUGGCUGAAAGCAACACAUCUCUUAUGUAUGUGGCUGCUUUUAGGCAUGCUGCUCAAAGGGAGCAGACUGAAGGACAGAGAGGAGGACAGGUGAAAACAAGAAACCUGCCUGUUGAUUAUUUGAGUACAGUAGCAUUACUUGUCUCAUAAUGCUACAACUGACAGAAAGAAAUGUUUCCAACCUGUAUUGUGGAUGUGACCCUGUUACUGUAUAUGGCUCCCUCACCCAAUCCUAUCAAAAAUUAAUGACAAGUUAUAUAUUUGCAGAGCAGUAUUGGUUUCUCUGAAAGAGAGUAAAUGCUUCUUUAUAUUAAUCAAUUCAUAGAUUUCUUGAAAGAUAUGACAAUAGAUGGCAAUGUUGGCAGAGAAGAAUCAUCUUCCACUGCGAGUCCAGUGCAGUUUAUGUGGAAGGAGGCAAAAGACCUGGGUGAGGCAAGAAGUGUAGUGAGCAAGCAGGAGAUGAUGCCAUGCCAUGCUCUAUGGAACUGCUCUUGCCUGACUGAGUUAGAGUGAAGGUCUGCUCCCAAGAGCUGCCUGUCUGUAAAACCAGUUGAAAGAAAGAGAAAGCUGAGCUUUUUAAUAAAUAAGCCAGCAUCUGCUUUGACUGAAUUUAAUUUAAUGUAAUUUGCUUAACAUUCUGUGGGUAAAUUAAAGGUCACUGUGCAGCAGUCUGACUUUCAUGGCUCAAAUCCCACCCUUGAACAGUCGUUGCUAUGUGAAUAAAGCUGGAGCUGCAGCCCUGUGUGCCCUGAAAUGUCAGCAGUCAGGGCCUUCUCCUACAGACAGAUCAGUUCCCGCAAUGCCAUGAGAGCAGGGAUUGGGGGUGGAGCCCCUAUGGUCAGAUCCCACCCUGGUACCUCUGACCUGCCUUCCCCUGGCACUGCUGGGUCCGAGUCUCAUGGCUCUGUGGGAAAUGCAGUGCACUCUGGAUCAGGCUCUUGAUGACUGCAGCUACAGGGCCCGAGAUGUUUUCCUCUCUCUCCCUUAUCUAGUGACAAUCGUGAAAACUGCAGCGCUGCAGGCUUGUCUUACACCACAGAAAGAUGGUUUUUUAUCUUACCAGCAUGGUUUCUGUUCAGUUGUGUCUCCUGGUCAGCUCAUCCUUCCUACCCUUUUUGAGAAGCACUCAUCACUAGAGCACCACCCAUCCUCCUGCUAUGGAGGGUGGAUCGUGGCAGGAAGAGAAGCUGCCUCAGGAAGCUCUCUAGCUACUUCCAGACAGGAUGAUGAUGGUGCUCAUACCUGUGGUCAUCACCAAAGAGGGGAAGGGCCACACAGCCUUCCAUACUUCCAUACUUCUCUCCCUCUUGGUAGCAUGCUUAAGAUGGAUCAUGUAAGUCGAGCAAGAGCAAGUGCUUUUCUUAGAAGCAGACUUGGUAUUAUUUGGCUGGUAAAUGUAGUUUGGUGGGUCAGCUGUAUCUGGGAGGAAUUUUUGAGCCCUGUAUGGGAGUAUUUCUGCAAUGACUUCUUAAAAACAGAGCUUGAUAACAAAAACGAUGUAGUGAGGCUAAUGGGAAGAAGAGCUCUUCUGAACCAGAUGCCAGUUACUUAAUUUGCAGCACUUCAGUGGAAAGAAGAAAUUCCAUGUAAUUCUAAGGAGAAAAGGUGGCAUUUUCACCAAAAAGCUAUAGAUUUUUUUCUGAUACUUUAUAAAUACUGCACAGAAACUGAUAUUGGGGAGAUAAACCUUUCUACCUCUCUUUUAUCUACACCGUAAAAUAAAAAUCAUGCUAUAUAGCAGACAGUUUUUUAAAAAGUUGCUUGUUUUAUCAAAGUUCAUGCUCUGCAGGUCUUUGAGACCGUUGAGUUUUAUCGUUUGGAUUUGAAUUAACCUGCCAUAGCACUGCUACAAAUACCCAUACUCUCAGUAUAUUCUCAAGGCUUGGGUUUUAUUCCAAGGUACACAGUAUUCUCUAUGCAGGAAAUAAACAUGCAUAAAUAAACAUGUGUAUGACUCAUGUAGGUCGAGUGCUUUUCUCAAAUGCAAGAUGUUGGCUCUUAAAGAAACCGCUAAGCUGAUUUCUUUGUUGCUGAGGGUCUUCUGGUUUGUUCCCCCAAAUACUAAACCUGCUGCCAGUGCAGCGAUGUAAUUUGAGAGCUGAGAGUCCACCCAAAUAACUGCUGCUGGUAAAUUUGAAUUUCAGUAGUACAUUGUGUUUCUGAGAACAUUGUUUUGUGCACUGCAAGUAGAGGGUUGCAGUUUUUGAAUGCUCUCACAUGAUUUGAUUAGGAAAGGCUAUCAGGUAGUCUGCUAGAAGGGCGCUUGGAGAGCAGGGGGAAAAAAAGACCUACAAUUCCAUAGCAUCUCAGUAUUGCUGGUGAAGUUAAUGGCAUGGUUUCUGUACAGGAUUCCUAAGGAAAGGAUAUUGGAUAGGCAGACUUCACGCUGAGCUUCUUAAGCUAUAGUGGUUAUGUACAUUUUUAAUUUAUUGGUGACUUACUGGGAUUUUUAUAAUGUUCAUUCCUUCUUGAUUUAACUAAGCUCAGGAAACGUAAACAGAUUAGAACAUGCUAGUUUCUGUUUUUAUAGCUAGUCAUUAAAAUGUAAAAAGAUUAACACUGCAUUAACUCUGUUUACUACUGUUGAUGUAUCUGGACAAUUUUGUUGUGUAUAAGUAAGCCUGAAUUCACUUGGAGUAAUUUGGACCCUGCUUUUCUCAGGAUUCUGAUUAUAAUGUAAAGAGCUUAUAAGGCUCCAGCAUUUGUUGUUCUUAGAUCAUCUUAUUUGAACCCACACAAGCUGUGUAUCAUCAGGUUUGUUGCAUAAAGCAUUUCUCUUGCUGCAAGUCACUUUGCUUGACAGGCAAAACCCUCCAGCUGUUGCAUUCAGCUUGUCAGCCAUGCAGCCUUUUAACACUCUUGUACUGUGGGAGUAAAAACUAAAAUAAGGAAAAUAAUGGGCUUCUUCACUGUGGUGAGUGCAUUUUCAGUGUCUUAAUCAUCUGUGACAUUUCUUUAAAAUCACUGUGUUCAGUACAGCAACUUUUAAAUGGUGCCAGACAGCCUUGUCUUGAGGGUUAAACAUGUUUGUCAAAAAAAGUUCUUGCCAUCCUCAUGACUUGUUUGUGUUCUUUUGGAUUGCAUUGAAACUCCAGUUGCAGAUGUGUACAGUUAGCGCAGAGUUUGCCUAAUAAAUGUUCUGUUUCUUAUUUUUGUGUUGAAUUCUUGUAUUUGGUUCAGUUAGUGCCAAGGAAAUGAAACCUGUUUGAUGUAAGCAUAUGUACCAUCCUUACACAACCACACGAGCCAUGUUAACCUUUUUUACUGUAAUAUAUUUGCUGUAAAUAAAGAGUAAAACCCUUAUGUA
Chiroxiphia lanceolata (lance-tailed manakin) is the source of this 5666-nucleotide messenger RNA. It is a transcript of the gene BRF1, whose product is annotated as BRF1 RNA polymerase III transcription initiation factor subunit. The transcript is spliced from 18 exons. Lineage: Eukaryota; Metazoa; Chordata; Aves; Passeriformes; Pipridae. Bases 344 to 2041 code for a protein of 565 amino acids. The record is from RefSeq and is a predicted model, not a curated record. Gene Ontology annotation, biological process: transcription by RNA polymerase III; DNA-templated transcription initiation; transcription preinitiation complex assembly. Gene Ontology annotation, molecular function: TBP-class protein binding; RNA polymerase III general transcription initiation factor activity; RNA polymerase III type 3 promoter sequence-specific DNA binding. Gene Ontology annotation, cellular component: nucleus; transcription preinitiation complex; transcription factor TFIIIB complex.